AUGGCUAUAUUCCUUGAGAAGGUGCAACAAAGGAAGGGGACAGCUCGAGAAAAGGUAAUUGAAGAGCAAGUCACUGAAACUGAAGAUGAAAACACAGUGUACAUCCAUCCCGUGAUAGUUCAGAAAGAUUUUGUAGCUUUUGAAGAUGGACAGCCAGUAGUUUUGGAAGACAGGCGUAUGGCCUACAUACCUAAAGAAGGUUUUGAUUCCAGCACUUCAGAGUCUGUCCAGCCAGAGGAUGGCUCCACCACCAACAGCCAUUCUCCUGCCAUCGUGCUCCCUGACAGCCCCAUCAUGGAAAUGCAGGCAGAAACUGGGCAAGAGGAGAAAGACGAUGCCUUUGAUGUCAGGACCAUUAAUGCAUUAAAGCAGUAUGCCAACAAGCAUUUGCAGGAGCAGGAAGUGCACAGCAAUGAGAAGAGGAUACGAGCUGCCCAUAAAGCACACCGCUGUGGGUACACAGGCUGUGGUCGCAUCUACACCACUGUCCAACAUCUGAAGGUACAUGAACGUUCUCAUACAGGUGACUGGCCAUAUGCAUGUCACUUCCCAAGUUGUGGGAAGACAUUUACAACAGUUAACACGUACGGGCAGAAGACCCACAUGAAAAUACAUACUAGUGAGAAACCAUUCAAGUGCCCAGAAGACUCAUGUAGCAAAGCCUUCAGAGCUUCUGGCGAUCUACAGAAACACAGGUGGCACUCAGGGGUGCAUCCCUUCAAGUGCCCGUUUGAGUACUGCGACCGCUCUUUUACCACCUCCCACAUCCUCAGGGUUCACAUCCGAACGCACACAGGCGAGCGUCCCUACAGCUGUCCAGAGCCCAUGUGUGGAAGGAGCUUCACCAGCGUCACCAAUUACAAGAACCACACAAGAAUUCACACAGGGGAGAAGCCAUAUGCCUGCCCUGUGCCGGGCUGUGGGAAGUGCUUCACAGAGUACUCCAGCCUCUACAAGCACCAGGUGGUGCACACACGCAGCAGGCCCUACUCCUGCAAGAUCUGUGGGAAGGCCUACAGCCAGAAAUCUACGCUGGGUCCACACAGGUGCAGCGGCCGCAGAGAACUGGAGGCCACAGAGGAGAGCGAAGAAGUCCAGCAGCAGCUGGAGGGUGAGCAGUCACUUCCACAUCACUUGCGGUGUGUCAUGCCCUGUGGCAGAGGGGAGACAGAUGGCAGCAAGGGAGCAGGGGUCUGCAUCUGCUGUCCUUCUUCAGACCUGAAUUGGUGUUGUGGCUGUCCACCUCACUUGCUAUUGAAGGAGGCUCCCCCCAUGAAGAGGCAGCAUGUUGCUUUCCUAUCAGAGAUGGAGAAAGACAAGGAUGAGGAGGAAUAUGAUGAUGGUAUGCCUACACAGGUCUCACUUAUCUCUCAGGAUGAGACAGAGCAGAUCAGCUUGUCACAGGAAGACCUGCAGGCCCUGGGCAGUGCAGUCAGCGUGGUGAUACAAUCAGUGCCCGAGGAAGAGUUUGUGGGUGGUGACAUGCACACCAUGACUGUGAUCAACACUGAUAGCACUGAGAUACAGCCGGUUACCAUAGUCACCUCUGGGCCAGUCAUGUCUGAAGAGUCAGCCAUUGCAUCCCUCUGUCAUCGGCAGGUGGCAUUGUUGGCAACCCCCAGUGGUGCCCACAUUGCAGUGCAGCUUGAAGAGCAGCAGAGCCUGGAGAACACCAUCAGUAUGACGGCAGCAGCAAUCCAGCAUGAACCUGUAACACUGGACACAGCCAUGGCCGAGAAUGGCUGCUGAGACCCUGCAGAGCCUCCCAGGCAGGAAGAGCAGGCAGCCGAGCCCGUUCCUCCAUGGGUGCAUCAGGAUCUGCAGGACCUGGGCCAGCAGGCACGUGGAAGAUGUGCAGUAGAGGAGUGAGGGAAGGAGUCUGAGAGCAGCUGGCUUGUGAUGUGCAGCAAACAGGCGGUGAGAGCCAGUGCUGGCAGUGUUGGGCUGCCAGGGUGACCGUGCCAGAAGGGUUCUUCUCUCCAUGAGCAGAGUCUAUGACAGCUGCUACCUUCUGCUGGAGGCUCUGCUGUUUUCCUUGGCUCAGAGCAGCAGCUUUCCUGCCCCUUGCUGUGGACAUUUGUCAUUGUUUUAUGAUUUAAAUUAUCGGAAUUCCACAUCGUAAUAUCAUGUAGUGUGCUGGGAGUUAAAGUUAAUGUUCCUGUUCCAUGGACUGCUGAUAUUUCCAGGUACCUGGUUCUCAGAAGAGAAGAACAUCGCCCAGAGAACAUCUCAGAAGAUCAUCUCCUAGAAGACUUUCACUGUUCUGUUUCCAUUUUCCAUUUAGAGGGAAAGAUAAAACUGUUUGCAGGUCGAGACACCUCCCCUUUUACUGUUUAUCUCUGCAGUGUAUGCUCCCUGGCUGUCUCGCCUUCAGCAUUGGAGUAAGGCCUUUGGUUUUGGACACACUUUCUAGUUUUAUUUGAUUUCUUACCCUCAAUUCCAAUUAUAUUGUAUUAUAUCGUAUUAUCUUGCAUUACAAUAUCAUAUUUAGUAAAUCAGUUUUUCUCCCUUG
This is a messenger RNA of Meleagris gallopavo (turkey), 2512 nucleotides long. Lineage: Eukaryota; Metazoa; Chordata; Aves; Galliformes; Phasianidae. The record is from RefSeq and is a predicted model, not a curated record.